AUGGACACUUCUGGGCACUUCCAUGACUCGGGGGUGGGGGACCUGGAUGAAGACCCCAAGUGCCCCUGUCCAUCCUCCGGGGAUGAGCAGCAGCAGCAGCCGCCACCACCGCUGCCCGCACCACCAGCAGCCCCCCAGCAGCCCCCAGGACCCCCGUUGCAGCCUCAGCCUCAGCAGCAGCAGCAGCAGCAGCAGCAGCAGCAGCAACAGCAGCAGCAGCAGCAGCAGCAGCAGCAGCAGCAGCAGCAGCCACUGCAUCCCUUGUCUCAGCUCGCCCAACUCCAGAGCCAGCCUGUCCACCCUGGCCUGCUGCACUCCUCUCCCACUGCUUUCAGGGCCCCCCCUUUGUCCAACUCCACCGCCAUCCUCCACCCUUCCUCCAGGCAAGGCAGCCAGCUCAAUCUCAAUGACCACUUGCUUGGCCACUCUCCAAGUUCCACAGCCACAAGUGGGCCUGGUGGAGGCAGCCGGCACAGGCAGGCCAGCCCCCUGGUGCACCGGCGGGACAGCAACCCUUUCACAGAGAUCGCCAUGAGCUCCUGCAAGUACAGUGGUGGGGUCAUGAAGCCCCUCAGCCGCCUCAGCGCCUCCCGGAGGAACCUCAUCGAGGCUGAGCCUGAGGGCCAGCCCCUCCAGCUCUUCAGCCCUGGCAACCCCCCCGAAAUCGUCAUCUCCUCCCGGGAGGACAACCAUGCCCACCAGACCCUGCUCCAUCACCCCAAUGCCACCCACAACCACCAGCAUGCCGGCACCACCCCCAGCAGCACCACCUUCCCCAAAGCCAACAAGCGGAAAAACCAAAACAUUGGCUAUAAGCUGGGACACAGGAGGGCCCUGUUUGAAAAGAGAAAGCGACUGAGUGACUAUGCUCUGAUUUUUGGGAUGUUUGGAAUUGUUGUUAUGGUGAUAGAGACCGAGCUCUCUUGGGGUUUGUACUCAAAGGAUUCCAUGUUUUCGCUGGCCCUGAAAUGCCUUAUCAGUUUGUCUACCAUCAUCCUCUUGGGUUUGAUCAUCGCCUAUCACACACGUGAAGUCCAGCUCUUCGUGAUUGACAAUGGUGCGGAUGACUGGCGGAUAGCCAUGACCUAUGAGCGCAUCCUCUACAUCAGUCUGGAGAUGUUGGUGUGCGCCAUCCACCCCAUCCCCGGCGAGUACAAGUUCUUCUGGACGGCUCGCCUGGCCUUCUCCUACACACCCUCGCGGGCGGAGGCCGAUGUGGACAUCAUCCUGUCCAUCCCCAUGUUCCUGCGCCUGUACCUGAUCGCACGCGUCAUGCUGCUGCACAGCAAGCUCUUCACGGAUGCCUCAUCCCGCAGCAUCGGGGCCCUCAACAAGAUCAACUUCAACACCCGCUUUGUCAUGAAGACCCUCAUGACCAUCUGCCCGGGCACCGUGCUGCUGGUGUUCAGCAUCUCGCUGUGGAUCAUUGCGGCCUGGACCGUCCGCGUCUGCGAAAGGUACCAUGACCAGCAGGAUGUCACUAGUAAUUUUCUGGGUGCCAUGUGGCUCAUCUCCAUCACAUUCCUUUCCAUUGGUUACGGGGACAUGGUGCCCCACACAUACUGUGGGAAAGGCGUCUGUCUCCUCACUGGCAUCAUGGGCGCGGGCUGCACCGCCCUCGUGGUGGCUGUGGUGGCCCGGAAGCUGGAACUCACCAAAGCGGAGAAGCACGUUCACAACUUCAUGAUGGACACUCAGCUCACGAAACGGAUCAAGAAUGCUGCAGCCAAUGUCCUUCGGGAAACGUGGCUAAUCUAUAAACACACAAAGCUCCUGAAGAAGAUUGACCAUGCCAAAGUCAGGAAACACCAGAGGAAGUUCCUCCAAGCUAUCCACCAACUGAGGAGUGUCAAGAUGGAGCAGAGGAAGCUGAGCGACCAAGCCAACACCCUGGUGGACCUUUCCAAGAUGCAGAAUGUCAUGUAUGACUUAAUCACAGAACUCAAUGAUCGGAGCGAAGACCUGGAGAAGCAGAUUGGGAGCCUGGAGUCCAAGCUGGAGCAUCUCACCACCAGCUUCAAUUCCCUGCCCUUGCUCAUCGCGGACACACUGCGCCAACAGCAGCAGCAGCUGCUGUCUGCCAUCAUCGAGGCCCGGGGCGUCAGCGUGGCGGUGGGCACCACUCGCGCCCCACUCUCAGACAGCCCGAUCGGGAUCAGCUCCACCUCCUUCCCGACCCCGUACACAAGUUCAAGCAGUUGCUAAAUAAACCUCCCCAUUCCAGAAGCAUUACCCAUAGGUCUUAAGAUGCAAAUCAACUCUCUCCUGGUCACUUUGCCAUCAAGGAACACUGAGACCAGGGGAUGUAAAGAAGAGAGACCGAGCUAAUUAACUAACCCAUGUUCAUUCAGCGUGCUUGGUUCGAUAUGCCUUGAAACCAGAAAUCUAAUCUCUGUUUAGGUGCCUCUACUUGGGAGCAGGAAGCUGAGAUGACAGAAAGCGACGCCUCUGGCAGGGCCCUUGCU
Messenger RNA from Pteronotus mesoamericanus, 2465 nucleotides. It is a transcript of the gene KCNN3, whose product is annotated as potassium calcium-activated channel subfamily N member 3. The transcript is spliced from 8 exons. NCBI's taxonomy places the organism in Eukaryota, Metazoa, Chordata, Mammalia, Chiroptera, Mormoopidae. Gene Ontology annotation, cellular component: plasma membrane; neuronal cell body; neuron projection. The record is from RefSeq and is a predicted model, not a curated record. Bases 1 to 2205 code for a protein of 734 amino acids. Gene Ontology annotation, molecular function: small conductance calcium-activated potassium channel activity; calmodulin binding. Gene Ontology annotation, biological process: potassium ion transmembrane transport.